Molecule: messenger RNA, 885 nt
Organism: Radiomyces spectabilis
Lineage: Eukaryota; Fungi; Mucoromycota; Mucoromycetes; Mucorales; Radiomycetaceae
Product: EXS family-domain-containing protein
Exons: 3
Biological process (GO): phosphate ion transport; cellular response to phosphate starvation
Cellular component (GO): Golgi apparatus; cytoplasm; plasma membrane
Molecular function (GO): inositol hexakisphosphate binding
Source: RefSeq, a predicted model, not a curated record
AUUCUCGCUUCAUUGCCUGCAUGGUGGCGUUUCCUGCAAUGUUUACGGCGAUUCCGGGAUUCCGAUGAAAAAAUUCAUUUGGCCAACGCCGCAAAAUACACAAGCAGCAUUGUUUCUAUUUGGAUGGCGACAUUACAACGGAUUUAUCGCAAUGUGGCCACCCUGUGCCUCUGUACUUCUUUGCUCAAUUCAACUUACACUUCCGCAUGGGAUCUCAAAAUGGAUUGGGGCUUGCUGCAGCCGCAUGCCGCCUCAUUUCUCCUGCGUGACGAAUUGGUGUUUCACCGCUGGGUUUAUUACGUAGCGAUACCUAUCAAUGUGUUCCUAAGGUUUUCAUGGAUGUGGUCAUUGUUCUUACCAAAAUGGAUCCCAUCUCAAUGCCUUGGUUUUGCUAUUGCCUUGCUGGAAGUGCUGCGACGGUUGCAAUGGAAUAUUUUCCGCCUUGAAAACGAGCAUCUCAAUAACUGUGGUCAGUAUCGAGCCAUCAAGGAGAUUCCUCUACCGUUUGCUUUGACAGACGUGAAACUGCUCGAUCAUGAUGAAGAAAGCAUCGGAUCCAUACCUCACCCGGUCUCAGAAGGUUAUCGAACAGAAGGUUUGCCCAUCACACGUCAAUCCUCGUUUGCGAGAGAAUCCGUCUAUGGCUCUUUCUAUGGCCGUCGCGAUUUUGAAAAUAAGCAAGACGACCACCUCCUGUCUUCUCGAGAUCCCUCCAUUUUCCGUGAAAGACUUUACAGCAGCCGACCCGCAUCUAUCAUUGAUAAUGUGGUCGAACGUAUCCGCAGCUUUGGUCAUUCCAGUAUCGCCAGUUACCAUGACGAUGAUGACGACGACGACGAUUACGACGAUGAGGCGUCGGCAAAAAACUUUAUUUCACUAAAAUAG